Medioppia subpectinata is the source of this 600-nucleotide messenger RNA. NCBI's taxonomy places the organism in Eukaryota, Metazoa, Arthropoda, Arachnida, Sarcoptiformes, Oppiidae. The record is from the annotation of a GenBank genome assembly.
AUGGAUUUAUGGAAGAAAUCUGGGGUUUGGUUCACAAAUUCUUACCCAAAUAUAACGGGCUCUAACUCUACCAUUCCUUCGGUCCCAUCAAAUGAAUCGAUAAUGAAUACCGAAAGAGAUUAUGUUUCAGUAUUACUUGGCUUUUGGGGUGCACUCUAUGCUAUGGAUCAGAUCGUUAGGGAUGAGGCGGAUGGGGCUGAAGAUGGGACUCGCGUCGGUCCAAACGCAUACACAUUAAGGCAUUAUUUGUCUGGACAGUCGAUACAACACUUAAGGAGUGAUUCGGACAAUAGUGUCAACCGAUCGCUAUCUCUGUGGCAGAAGCUAUCGGACGCUGCCUUAAGAUUAGGAGACGACACGACCGGCAACUCUUGUCAACCCUCUCCGCAGUCAUCGCCGCUCAGAUCGGCCGCAGUUUCAGUGAUAAGAAACGAGAGCCAAGAUAUGAAAGAGAAUGAAUCGGAGCGUCCCAUACAUGCAAACCUGUGGUCAACGAUCGCCACACUUGAGAUGAAAUGUCUUUGGGAUGAGUUCAACGAAUUGGGAACAGAGAUGAUUGUGACCAAAGCGGGCCGUGUUCAGUUCUUUCUCGAGACCUAA